Molecule: messenger RNA, 1065 nt
Organism: Arabis nemorensis
Lineage: Eukaryota; Viridiplantae; Streptophyta; Magnoliopsida; Brassicales; Brassicaceae
Source: the annotation of a GenBank genome assembly
AUGGCCACUCCAAUCAGAUUAACUCUCCUGAUUCUCUCGGUAUUACUACUACUUUCCUCAUCUCUCGGCGUCGUCACGGCGUCAGAGACGACGCCGAAUGAGGCUGAAGUACGGCUGAUGUACGAGCGGUGGCUCGUGGAGAAUCAGAAGAAGUAUAAUGGUCUUGGAGAAAAAGAAAGAAGAUUCAAGAUCUUCAAAGACAACUUGAAGUUCGUCGAAGAACACAAUUCAGUCCCAAAUCGGACUUACGAAGUCGGGUUGACCCGGUUCGCAGAUCUAACAAACGAGGAGUUUCAAGCUAUUUACUUGAGGAGAAAAAUGGUGAGGACUAGAAGAGAUCCAGUGAAAGAAGGAGAGAGAUAUUUGUACAAGGAAGGAUAUAUUUUGCCUGAUGAAGUCGAUUGGAGAGAGAAAGGAGCAGUUGUACCGAUCAAAGAUCAAGGAAAAUGUGGAAGUUGUUGGGCGUUUUCUGCGAUUGGAGCGGUGGAAGGUAUAAACCAGAUUACUACCGGAGAGCUGUUAUCUUUGUCGGAACAAGAACUCAUUGACUGUGACAGAGGAUUCGUCAAUGCUGGAUGUGAUGGAGGUGUCAUGAACUAUGCUUUUGAGUUCAUUAUGAACAAUGGUGGAGUUGAGACUGAUGAAGAUUAUCCUUAUACCGCCACUGAUGGUACCUUCUGCAAUGCCAAUAAGAAGAACAACACUCGUCUUGUUACCAUCGAUGGUUACGAAUAUGUUCCUCAAAACGAUGAGAAAUCUUUGAAGAAAGCUGUUGCUCAUCAACCUGUUAGUGUUUCCAUUGAAGCCUAUAACCAAGCUUUCAAGCUUUACAAAUCUGGUGUGUUUACAGGAACAUGUGGAACAUAUUUAGACCAUGGUGUGGUAGUUGUUGGUUAUGGAUCCUCAAAUGGUGAAGAUUAUUGGAUUAUUCGUAAUUCAUGGGGAUCGAAUUGGGGAGAUAGCGGAUACGUUAAGCUCCAACGUAACAUCGAUGAUCCGUUAGGGAAAUGUGGAGUCGCAAUGAUGCCGUCUUAUCCGACCAAGUCGGUGCAAUGGGAAAUUUGA